AUGCGAAUGAACAGUGACCGGCUUCAGCUGAAACAAGCUCAGGAGGAAAACCAGCGUCUGCAGCUGCGUGUGGACGAAUUAAGCAGUGAGGUCUCGGUGUUACACAAGAAGGUACGUUUUGUGAUUAUACUUAUUGCCUGUGAUGGUUUAUUAAAUUCAAACAUAACACCAGGUCUGCUAGUCAUUACUACGUAUUAUCUCUGCUCUAUACGGGUCCGGGUGAGUCAAACAUUGGAUCUGCCAUUCUCACCCACACACCUGUGCAAAGGCAGGGAGACAGUCAGCUUCUAUAAACAGGGCACCUUGUUCAUGGUACAUUGAAUAUGUAUGUCCUCAUUCAUUUGUAUGUUUUAUGUUUCUUUUUAGUUAUUGUACAGCACUACAGUGUAUGUCAGCACUUUCCAAAUAAUAAUAUUAAAGGAUCACUAUAGGGUCAGCAACACAAACAUGAAUUCCUGACCCUGUAGUGCUAAACCCACCAUUUAGGUGACUUGCCCCGCCUUAGCCCCCCUAUAAAAGUAUAAAACUCACCUUAUUUCCAGCGUCCCUUGUGAUAUUAUUGAAAUGGCCGAUUUUGAGGCAUUCCAAUGCUUUCCCAUAGAGUCUGUGGGUAACAAGUUGGGCAUUUUGUGUUACACUCCAUGUGAUACAAGACGGUUUCCACCCAGUAAAUAAUUACUGUAUAAUAUAUUACAGCCACAGAACAGCAGAGAGAACGUAACAGACAUUCACAUUCUGGUUUCAUAAUGUACUCGGAUAGCUGUCAAUUCAUCACAAUUCAUUGUUUAGUUAAUAUGUCCCUCAAGUUCUAAAUCAGCAUUUGUCAAAUUAUAUAUUAAAUUAGAAUUAAUUUAUCCAGUUCAAGAAGGAACCUCAUUAAAAAUAAAAAAAAUGAAAUGAUCUACAGAAUGGAUUUGUGAGGUAAUUGCUGUAUACUUGCGCACUGCAUAUAAUCCUUGGUAUAUUCCAUAUAUUUUAGACUCAUUUACCAUCUCGUGCUCUCUGUGUGUCGGUUCAUUUUGUCUGAUGCUCCCGGUUAAUGUGCGUAUUGAGACACUGCAGAUUUCCUUCAGGCUCUUUAUGGCGAGUGAUUUGAUCUGCCAUAUGUUCACUGCGGUGGAAUAAGUCAGGAGAGAGACCAUCAAAGAUUAUUCGUGGAGGAAAGUUUCCAUCUUCUCUUAGAACGAGUUUCUUACAUCUUACAAAGUAGCAGUCAGACGGUAUUGUGUUUAGAUGACGGCUGCGUUAAAUAUAAACUUUUAAUAUUUAUUUAUGGUAACAUUAUUGGGGAAAAAGCAAACAUUGUCUCAGUGUGGACGAUCAAACACAUUUUCGUGUUUCACAAUAAAAUAGAAUAGUAAAUGGUGCCGUUUAUUUUGUAUGAUUUACAUUUUCCAGACGACUUGUUGUGUCAUGUGAAACAUAAUGUUGUUGUUUUUUGCUCCCAUAAAAACUUCCCUCUAAUCUGUUCAGUCUUUCUGUAUCACGCCUUGAUAUCUUUUCCAUACAGAGGUAUUCACUACGGUGAGAACUCAAGGUGAAAGCAAAGAUAAUUUUUUCUUAACCCCUUAAGGACCAAACUUCUGGAAUAAAAGGGAAUCAUGACAUGUCAUGUGUCCUUAAGGGGUUAAAGGACCACUAUAGGCACCCAGACCACUUCAGCUCAAUGAAGUGGUCUGGGUGCCAGGUCUAUUUAGGUUUAACCCUGCCUGCUGUAAACAUAGCAGUUUCAGAGGGUAAUCCAGCUUCUAGUGGCUGAAAAUCACAGUGAGAAGACGCCAGCGUCCAUAGGAAAGCAUUGAGAAUGCGCAUUCAGCUGACGUCGAAAGGAGGAAGAGAGUCCCCAGUGCCGAGAGAGCCCGGUGCUGGAGAAAGGUAUGUGAUUUAAUCCCUUCUUCCCCCUAGAGCCCGGCGGGAGGGGGGCUAUAAGGGUGGGGGGGGACCUAUUAACACUAUAGUUCCAGGAAAACGAGUUUGUUUUCCUGGCACUAUAGUGGUCCUUUAAGUUGAAAUAGCCAAAAUGGAAACAUUCUCUAAAUCAGCUGUGUUCUCCAUGCAACUAGUCUGGCCUGAAAUGAAUUCACAUUUAAUUCACCUUAAAUUCCCAUUUAAUAAAUAACCCUGUCAGAUCUCUCAGUAAUAGCUGCCAUCAUCUCCAGGAUCUCUUCCAAGUGCCUCCAAUGAAUAUAUUAUCCCAAACAUGUCCAACAACUGCCAUAUUGGCGAGUGCCCCUAUAUCCAAAACAAAUAAAUAAAGCCUUUCCAGAAUUGCAGAAACAAUAUAACGUUGCAAAUAAAGAUAUCUUCACAUACAUCAGGGCAAAGUAUUUUCUGGAAAUAAAUUCAUAUUAGCAUCGUUCUUUUUCAACAGAUCUCUUUAUUAAACUUUUAGCCUUAAAAACAGAAAAAGGGACAGUUUCCAAAGCAAAACAAUUAGUCAGAUCUUUCAAUCGAACAAGAACUAAUAACUGAAAUUCUAAAUGGUAGAAAGAUUUAAACCGUAUAAUACCAGAAGCAGAAUUCAACAGAUCUUUCAAAAACAAAACCGCUCUAUUUCAUUGUUUAAAUAUUAACAUACUAGAAGCUUAUCAAUAGAUGGUAUCUGACACCAAUAGAUCCCCGAUGUUGGAGAUGUGGUUUUCUUAACGCAAACUAUCUUCAUGUUAAGUAAUCUCAAAAAGCAGAUUGAAAUUGAAUUACCUUUUUCACCCCAGGUUUUUGAACUACACACUAAAGGGCCACAAAUGAAUAAAUCGGACAGAUUUACAAUUACCCACAUAUUAAUUGCUUCUAAAUGAAUCCAUGCAAGAGACUGGAAAUGUACAGAGAUUCCGACUUGGGAAGAAGUCAAAGUUCAGUUUCUAUAUCAAAGUAAAAAACAAUUCUAUCAGCGGAAAAACAAUAGGAUUGUCCAAUAACUAUACAAUAUGGGAUAAAGUAGUAUCUUAGUCUUCGAAUUCUACAAAUUAUCACUAGGGACAACUCUUGGCUUCCAUGUAGUGUAGUUUGUAUUGUAUGUCUUUUUACAUCGUCAUCACGUUAAACGGUCGCUAAUGUUUUUAGCCCCCAAAUACAUAAGCAAAUUGUUAUAUGGAUAACUAUGAAAUGGGGGUCUUUAUUUUUUAAUAGUACCCAACACAAUACUUUUUGUUUUAGUCGUCUGUGUCUUUUUGCAUGGUCUGAAAAGAUUAAAAAUCAAUAAAAAAUUAUAUAUUUAAAAAAACACUGAUCAAUGCGGGGAAUAACAUUGAUUAUAUUGUUACAAUGGCCCCUGUCAAGGGAUGGGAUAUAUUAGGCAGAAAUUGAACAGUAAUUUCUGGCAUUUCAUGUGUGGAAGCAGGAAAAAUGGGCAAGUGAGAAGAUCUGAGUGACUUUGACAAGAAACAAAUAGUGAUGGCUAGACGUCUGGGUGAGAGCAUCUCCCAAACAGCAUGUCUGGGGUGUUCCCUGUAUGCAGGGGUUAGUACCUACCAAAAGUGGUGCAAGGAAGGACAAUGGGUAAACUGGCAUCAUGGUCCUGGGCGCCCAAGGCACAUGGGGAGCGAAUACUGGCCCAUCUGGUCCAAUCACACAGCUCAAAUUGCUGAAACUAUUUUAUGCUGGCCAUGAUAGAAAGGUGUUGGCAAUCUGCGUAGCCGCAGAUCAGUCAGAGUGCCCAUGAUGACCUCUGUCCACAGCCAAAAGCGUCUUCAAUGGGGUCUUGAGUGUCAGAAUUGGACCGUGGAGCAAGACGGUUGCCUAGUCUGAUGAAUCACGUUUUCAUUUAGAUCAGGUGGAUGGUCGGGUUCGUGUGCAUUGUUUACCUGGGGAAAAGAUGGCAGCAGGAUGCACUAUGGGAAGAAGGCAGGCUGGCGGAAGCAGUGUUAUGCUCUGGGCAAUGUUCUGCUGGGAAUCCUUGGGUCCUGGCAUUCAUGUGGAUGCUACUUUGACACAAAUCACCUACCUAGAGAUGCUUGUAGACCACACUCACUCCUGCAUGGUAGUGGUGUUCCCUGAUCGCAGUGGCCUCUUUCAGCAGGAUAAUGCACUCUGCCACACUGCAAAAAAUGCUCAGGAAUGGUUUGAGGAACAUGACAGAGAGUUCAAGGUGUUACCUUGGCCUCCAAAUUUCCAGAACUCAAUUUGAUUGAGCAUCUAUGGACCUCGUAACUUGCAGGAAUUAAAGGAUCUGCUGCUAAUGUCUUGGUGCCAGAUACCUUAGGACAUGGUCAGAGGUCUUGUGGAGUCCAUGCCUUGACGCAUCAGAGAUGUUUUCAUAGCACAAGGGGGACGUACACAAUAUUAGGUAGGUGGUUUUAAUGUUGUGGCUGAUCAGUCCAAGAACUAUCUCUAAUGAAUACAUUCUCCCAAACAUCUCUGACAACUGCUUCUCAUUGCAGCCAUUGUACCACCACCACCACCAUCAGCAGCUCAGUUUCCACAAGUGGAUCCCAUUAUCCUCAGGAUUUUUUUAUUGUUCUUACAGAUACGUGUACUAUUUUAAUUUUUGUGGUUGGAUUUGCCAUUACAUCAUCUCUUCCUACUGCCACUAAUUAUUAUUAUUAUUAUUACUGGCAUUUAUAAAGCGCCAACAAAUCCCGCAGCGCUGUACAAUUGGGAAAAAGACAAACGCAAUAAGAACAGACCGAUACAACAGGUAGAGGGCCCUGCCCGUGAGCUUACAAUCUAAAGUUUGAAAUGGGGGUAAGAGACAAGAGGUAGCAGAGGGAUUUGUAUCUGAUGGCAGAGAGCGUUAAUGGUAUAACUGCAGCAGCUGGUAACGUGAAGGUAAUAGGGAGGUGAUUGAUGGGGUUCCAAACAGCUGGAGGUGCAUGCGAUAUAGUUAGAAGGAACCAGGGUGGGCAGGAGGGUAGAGUCAAGUAAAAUUAAAUGGACUUCAUGUUGCAGGGAUGGAUGGUUUGGGUCUAUGGAAGAGAGAUAAGACAGUUACUUUACUUUUAAGGAAUUUACAGCUGGAAGCGGGAAGCUGGGGGAGGAGGUAUGGAGCAGGCCAGCCAUUUGUUAUAAACAAUUAAAUAUUUGCUAACCAAAAUUCUAUCAGCCAGAUUAUUAAUAACUACAUGUAACAGUAAGUAUAAAAAAUUACAGUAAUAAACUAUAUGUAACAAUGGUAGCAUCAUUAAAGCAAAAUAAUAAUCUAGUAACAACAUUAAAGAAGUCCAGUCGAAUAUCUUCUGCAUCUGUUUGUACCUUUUAAAGCUGCAGUGUUCAAAAUUAAUUGGCCUUCAUGUUGCAGGAAUGGAUAGUUUGGGUCAUUCUUUAAACUAAUCUCUGCCACCAUCCCCUCCAUCGCCUCUAACAGCUGCUCCGGUGCACCCUCCCUGGCAGCGGUGAUCCUGUCUGAUUAAUUAGAACUUUGCACUGUGCUAUAUUUUGAAAUGAAAUACAAUAAUUAAUUUCCAAGGUUUUUAUUUAUCCAAGAAAUAUGUAUUUGGAUUGACUGUGCCUUAAAUGAUUAUGGACAUUCAGUGAAAUGUUACAUAAUAUCCCAAUUACCCAGAACAAUCCUCACUGUGCCAAGUGAAUCCUCCUGACUGAGGCUGGGGAGGGGGGACCAUCUCAGCCGCCGGAUUCCGGACACGGGAGUCUUUGAUCUGAAGGUAAAUGGUAAUUGCCCAAGAGACCAUAUUGUUAUUGAAGCAAAACAAAUGUCUGGAAUGGGAACUGUAUACGUUUUAUUAGCAUUUUCUGGUUGGUAGAAGAAGAAACCAAUAAGAAAUGGGAAGUGAGCGAGAGGGCAAAAAAUGAAAGGAAAGACUCAUUUUAUCAAGUGAACAGAAAGAGAGAUAACAGGUAAACAAAGUAACUGGUGGUAUCUGGGCAUGACUUUGUACUGCGCUGUGGAAUAGGUUGGUGAUUUCUACAUAAUAAUAGAAUAAAACCAUUUCAGGUUCCAUAGUUGCAAUUAUUCUGAGCAGUGCGGGGAGGGCCACAGUUUAGGGCCACUUUUUGUGGAAUCCCACCCUUUCCGCUAUUUGUGCAUUACACCCCACCGCUGUAUACAAUAUACAGAAAUGGAUUCUGAAUCUAAACACAAAUAGUCCAUAUAGUUAAUUGUUUAGCCCAUAUUCAAACCAGUGUGCCCGUCAUCUGAUACCUGGUCCCCCAAAUCUCAGUAUAUUUAUUAUUAUUUAGAUUUAGAUGGUGCAAACAAAUGCCAUAGCACUGUACAAAUAGGAUAUAAAAACAAUCAAAUGACAAACGUAGAUACAAGCAAAUAGCGGAGGUGACCCUGCUCUAACAAGCUGACAAUCUAGUCUGAUUUUACCAGAUUCCGUAGAUUAGCGCGCUGACUGCUGUGUUACCCCUAACCUGUGAAACGCGUCGGGGAGAGGAUUCGCGUAACAGAGCAGCCGUUUAGGGUGAAUAAUAGUGAGUGUUUUACUGGACAGCAGUAACUACAGGCAGAGCAAAUUCCACUUACAAUAAAAUGUUCAAAUUAAAAAACAAAUCCAAAUUCUCAGUGUUUAGCAUCAAAUACUCCUAAUUAUAUUGUAAGGGAGGGGGGACUUUCUAUUUUUUCCAGAGGAUGUUAAAGUGCCCCGGAUUCUGAAAUAGCAGAGGGCAGCAUUCUAAGAGGGCUUUUCUCAUGAAACAAAUAGCGUUUUUCAUUCAACAAGAGUCAAAUCAGGAACGUGUUUUUAUAAACAUAUUGCAGCGGGGGCUAACAAGUGUUUUCAGGCAGACAGAUUGGAGGGGGUGAAAGUAGGUUCCUAAAGUAGAGCAGAGUGCGUGGUGCUGUUUUGAGGCCACUGGAGUUUUUGAGGGCAUUGCACUGAGUUUAAUCUGACGGGAGUAUUUACCGUGAAAGAGAAUGUGACUUUUUGUUAUAUCAAUUUAUUACCUUUUCACUGAUCCUACAGUACCUGGCGUGGCGAUGUGUGGUAUUAAAUAUAUAGUGCAGACAUGCCGACCAAUAAAUUGAAUAAUUCUUUUUUAAUGACCUUUGUGGAUUGCAUUGCAGGAGAUUCAAUGAUUUCCAGGACCCUCUAGCACUGAAUGGUGACAAUUUGGUCUUUAGAUAACGUCUCAAAUCUGGCCACCUCUGUUCUCAUAUCAAAAAAUGUUAAUAAAUUGUGGAUACAAGUUAGAUCCUUUGUCAAACUACAAUUCCCACUGUGCUUUGACAGCCUUUGACCUUUUCAUUGUGUUAGAAAUAUAGAGUACCCUGAAUUACGCAUUGGACCUCUGUCUCUAUUCUAAUAACGGUGACCGCAAAAUAUCGCCUCCAAUAUACCGAUAUUUACUAAUUGUUAUUAAUAAAUGUUGGGCAAUAGCUUCACCAAGAGAUUUAUUCACCAAACACUCGGAGAAAGAUUUGUUCCCUAAAUAGUUGGAAGAUAAAAUCAGAUCUAUCUAACUGACCCGGAGAAUUUUCUCAUCUUGCAUCGGUAUGAAUUGUGGCACAGCUCGUUUAUUUGUGAAUAAUCCAUAAAUCGCUGUGGCUUAAUAAUCUUUGGCUUUCGGUGGGUUCUUCUCUCUGUCUCGGUGUCGUUUCUCUUUAUCCCAGGUGUGAAAUGCCUUUGGCGCCCAGAAAGAAAGUUUCCAGGAGAAAGUGGAGCAAACUGCUAAAACUAGAGCAGUCACCUUGGAAACCAGUGGAAUUUUUCUUGUAUUUGCUCCGUAUGUAGCAUUGUUGCCCUAGAAUUGCUCCUGGGUUUGCUUUACAUUCGGCAGAUUACAGAACUUUAUCUAUAAACUAGGACAGCUCUUAUUUUUAGACCUGGCGGAGGAGGAAAUAGCUGCGACUCGAUAAUGAAACGUUAUGUGUAUAAAUUAAUUUGGGUCAUUUAAAUAUUUAAUGGAAGAUUUGAUGAGCUGUGUCACCUUCAGCGGCGAGGCAACCCUUUAUUAGCUGAAAUAAAGACUCUGCCCUGUGAGUGAGCUCAGUGCUGUGCUGAUGGUGUUCGUGUAGCCCUUUCAAUGCCAGGGAGUGAGUGCCAAUGUAUGCCCCUCAGCCAGCUUUAUUGAUACUCAGCCCCCCAGUCUCACGGCUGGCAUGUGGAACUGUUACCAUCUAGAGGAAGUGAUUAUGGUGCCAGGUUGGAACAGUUAAAGCCCAAAGCUGGCUAUAGCACCGAUUUCAACACCCCCAGGUGGCAUCCGGCUUCUGAAAUCUGACAUAAAAUUGACUUGAAAGGCUCUCAGCCAAGCAACGGUGCCCUUCUCCUGCGGCAUUUCGCGCUUUCUGAAACCGGAAUGUCAGAAGCGGGAUGCUGCCGCUGGCGAGCUGAGAUUCGAGCUGGAGGCCCCCUUUUGGGUUAAACCAUUUGAUAACAGUUUAACACCUAGAGGUCAGAAUGCGACAGACGCCUCUUGGCACCAUAACAACUUCAGUUAGAUGAAGUUGUUAUGGUACCCGGAGUGUCCCCUUAAUGGAUAUUAAAUGAUAUGUGGGUCAGAUUCUAUUGUUAUCUUACCAACUGAUGCUCAACCUAACUUGCUGCCGCUGUGAUUGCACUGUGUGAAUCUGCAGCGGCAGCAAGUUAGUCUGAGCUGGUCAGAUAACAGUAGAGUCUGACGCAACAUGGCGGCUCAGACAGAUAAAAAGUAACUUUUUCUAUAACAAAAUAUCUAUAUAUACACUUUAAAACAAUAUCAUUAAUAAUUAUAAUCAUAUAAAUCUCAUUAAAUGCAAAACAUUUAAAAAAAACUGCUAAUAGCUGUCCGUUAACUCUGUAAUUAAUCUUUUUAUAUUUCAAAAUGUCAUGUUUUAAUGGAAGGAGCAAACAACCCCUGAUGAUUCUCAUAGAUAAAAGCUUGUUAAUUGUCUAUAAUUGCUUCUCACCCUGCCAUAGCAUGGUGUCCUUGCAUGUAUUGGCGUGACCUGUUGGUGUGUGGUUUAAUGUAUUUAUUAUUUAUAACGCUGGUAAAAUCAGUCUCCUCUUGUGGUCAUUUUGCUGGUUAUCAGCAGAGGAGGAAGUAUUCUGUUAUUUUAACCCUUUCAGUGACAAAUUGUUCUCCAAUAAUUUCUAACCUAUCACAAUCCAUCUGCUGUGGAUCACAGUUCAAAUAAUGUUCCUUGUUGCCAUCUGCACAUUGUGUCCAACAUGUUAGGGCAUUAUUAUAACCCGAGUUCUAGAAAUAGUUUGACGUUUGAUGGGUUUGUGUUGUCACACCCGCAGUGAGAGCAUCAUGUUUGUUAAUAAUUAGUUGUUAAUAAUGCAAUGUUUGAUGGAGUAACGGGAUGGGCGGAAGGACUAAUAUCGAAGUUUCCUGGGACAAUCUGUGAAUUCAUUUCUCCGUAUUAAAUGUCCCACAAACGCUAACGUUAUCAGAGUUAAUUUCCUGCUGCAUAUAUUAUAUGUAUAUAAAUCAUUAAAUAAGCUAAUAUUAGGAUAAUGUAAAAAAAGAUACACUUUAUCCACGCAGCACGAUUCAUCACUAGUAAAACGUCAAACUGUAACAGAAAUUGCAGAAUAAAAUGUUUAAGUAAAUUAACUCGUUAAUGGAUCAGGUGCCGUAUUACCCUAAGCAGACCGUCUUCAUCUUCACACACAAUAUAUUCAUUAUACACAAUAAGGUAUAAAACACGCAACAAAGACAACAUCCAAACAGGACUCCUCUCCCAUGGCUGGGUUUUCUAGCUGGGUGGCCAUGUCUGGCCCAUUUGGCCACUUUAAUUCUAUUUGAGCAAUAGAUUUGUCACUCUGACCUUUCCACUGAUAUUGAUUGGUAGUUAAGAUCAGUUAAAUAAAUGAAAGGACCCUUCAGCCGGUGUUUAUUUGUCUUUUAGUGACUGAGUAGAUUUUAACAUGUUUUAUCAAUCAGCAGAUUAGGUGUCACAGGAUCUGCGGCUAUUAGCGCAAACAAUGAACCUAUUUAUCGUAUUGGUAAAUAGAUAUAUAAACUAUUCCCACAGAUAUGUAAAAUCAGCCUUAUUUUACGAUACACGGAGGUGUGUAGUGCAGUUAUGAAGAGAGCAGAUGUCUUUUUGCUAAAAAUCCCAAUAAUUACAUCUAUCCACUCCCCCAGAACCUCGGUGACUGUGAUAACUCGCUUAGUAAAGAGAUUCCUCAGGUUUCUUCAGAGGAACGAUCUCCAGAAAGAUCCACACCUUCCCUUUGUAUUUUACGAAGUUUAAUCUAUUUAUCUUUCCUUUACUUACACCGAAUCUCACCAUCAGUGUCUGUGUUAAGCAAUCCUAUGAAUUAUAUUGAAACACAUCAUAUGAUCCUGCUGCUAGGCCUGUUACUAACAUUGUUCUCUGACGCUCAGGGUUAAAGGCGGCGUUUAUUUAUUGUUUAAUAUCUGUACGAGGUGUGUUCCUUUUAUGAGAAAUGACUGGUGUACCCUAACUGCACAUGUCACAGUUUAGCCCUUUGGUUAUAUGAGGUUUGGACGCCCCUUAGGGUAACGAUACGGCCUGAUGAUUCUGGGAGCUGGCUUAAUACAUUCUGUGUUGUCUAUGACUCCUUAAUACUGUGCAUAGGCCCUGAUUUAGGGUAAAGGGAACUCGCCAAUCUCUCGGCAGUGCAAUGAAACGUUCUCCUUGUCCUUAGGCUGCCUGAGGGGGGUACACAGGGCCCAGCACAAAUAUAUCUACUUUAAAAACAAGAUGGCGUAUUGUCGAAGAACGGAACAUCCGUUGAGUUAUUCCACCUUAAAUUAAUUAUGUCUACAAGCAUUGCAAAUUAAAUUUAGGGAACAGAGCCAGGAAAGGGUUAAACUGUAGCCCUUUACUUAUAAAGUAUAGAAAUGGCAGCUGGAACACAAUCAGUCCUAAAAUGGUCCCAGACCAACAAUGAUUUGUAUCUGCUGUGCUGAUUAACGCUUUGAUUGCGGAGUCCUGUGAAACAUCCUGAGUAAUGAGAGUCUAUAGCUGUCAUUACACAGAAAUCACUGCUCAUUGUCAAAGAGCAAUCAAGUCCCCCUUGCUAUUUAAUGAGGUCAUGGGGGCUUUCCCUCCCUGAAUGUAGGCUGACCAGGAUGUAACUCGGGCCUACACUGACAAUGGAACCUCAGCUGCUUUACAAAAUCAUUUUAACAUUCAUCUUUAUCACAAUAAUAGACAUCGGUUUGCUUCGAAUGAGCAUAUUAAAUCUGUUAUUAUUAAAUUCCAUUUUCCAUACUGUGCUCUGGGUGAAAUCUCUUUUCUUCAAGUCUAUGUAGAUAAUAAUCUGUAAUUUAUACAGUCCUUUUAAUGAACAGGUCACAGGCGGUUAGGCCUACAGUGGACAUUGGUUGUCUGUUGCUUGAUCAUAUACCGAUAGAAUAAUUUAAGUCCACCAGCAAGAACGCAUUUAUGACACUUUUUUAUGCCAGACAUAGAUUCAGCCAGCUUUAAAUAAUAUCACAUAUAUUUCUGGAAUGCAUGUGCUUGGCUUUAGUUGUGUCAGUAGAGUGGGCUGGUAACUGAGUGAUGGCUUGACCGGCCCCGUCACAGUCUGUCUGAAACAAGAAACUUGCACGUGUUAGUCUUCUAAACUAGGUCAUCCAAUGGGAGACAAGCGAGCCAGCCUGCCCCGCAGAGUGUAUUCUUUAGUGUAUAUAACAUAUACAAUAUUACUCAGCAUUCACGGGCCAUUCUGACUGGGUGCUGAGUUUGCACUUUUGUAACUCUUUGUAGUAAUAUUAGGCCUUGAUUUAAACAUUUUUUGAUAAGCUUCUAAAAUGAUUUACUAUUUUGAAAAAAUAUUUGUAUAUUUUGAUAUCUUAAUGACAUAUAGAUAUAUAUAUGAAUGAUAUAUUUUUGAUUGCUUAAUAUUUUUGAAAAAUACAUUUAGAAAUGUAUCCAAAAAUAUUAAAUAAUUUUUAAAGUUUAUCCAAAAAUAUUAAAUGGACACUCUGCUGCCCAAAUACAAAAUACAUAAUAAAUAAAUAAAUCUCCAUUUAGUAGUUAUAUCCCCAAAGAAGACGUGUGUGCAUUUAAUUCCAUAUUUUUAAAUUGGGGGUUAUGUCUAAAAACAGCUUGUAAAAGCUGCAGUUCUCUUGUCUGCAGCCUUUACAAGCCCUCCCCUUCUAACCCUUCCUACACUUUCUGUGGCUGUCCAAUCACAGACUUCCCAGUGCAGCUCAAUGAGAAGUCUUUGCAAGGCAGGUGCUCUGGGCAAUUGUUACCUCUUGACUUUAGCUCUACUGAGCUAAACAAACCAGGAAGUAACAGGAAUGGUUAUCUGAUUGACAGGCAGGGGAGUGUAACAAGGUUCAUUUAUAACUGAUUUCUAUUGAAAUCUGCACUUUUUGUAAAAUUUAAAAAAACGAGGACACACUCUUCACACAUACAGCUCUCCAGCAAGCUAUACUGCUUCACGUGUUUGGUGUGUCCCUUUAAAUGAAAUCCCUAAACCCCAAACUGAUAUUGUCUCUAAUGUGUGAGACAGUACAUUACAUUCACAGGCUCACAGUCUGCAUUAACCCCUGAGUUAUCAGAGGCUGAUUUAAAGGUAAAUAUAACAUUUUAGAGACGUUUAUGAGUUCACGUGACAUUUAUUGGAUCUCAUGGAGUUAUUUGGAUCAUAUUAGUACUGACACGUGAUGGUCACUUCAUGUGAUUUCAUUAGAUGCCUAUGAUGUGUCAUUCUGAUUACAAUCCGGAUGGAUAUUUCACCUCUAAACAGAACGGCAGGGGAGGUUUGGAUCUGGCUGGAGAUAAGGUCCACAUGGUCAUCCUACUUUAUUUAAUUUGUAGCACAGUGGGCAAGGAACGUCCAACCCCCCCUCUGCUGGCCCCGUUCACGGUCUUUGGAACACGGGAGUAAAGAUUUGUAAGAAAUGUUUCCCAGGACGUUACCAAGGGCAUAAAAUGUCCCCAUUACAGGGAGCGGGGGGUUUCUCUGGCAUAUUCUAUCACAGGCAUAUUUUCCAGAUGCGUCAUCUUAUGGAAAAUCUAACUGUUUGACAAGUAACGAAGUGGGGAAGACGAGCGCGGAGGAGAAUUGUCUGUUUGCUGUAUCUGCGAGAUGAACAGGGUUUACAUACAUGUAGCGGGCCUGACAUUAAACAGGUGGCUGCGUGCAGUGUGACACAAGGUGGGAGGGAGAACUGGACCAUCGACCAGGAAACUAUAAGAGAGAGGGAAUUGGAAAGAAUAAUGGCCAAUAAUGAAUUAUAAUUGGAAAAAACAACGUAUAGUAAAAAUGGGUUGGAGUAAACAUUUAAAUAAGCCCUGAUUAACCAGAGCAGAAAUCCCAUCUGUAGGGAGCCUUAAAGGGACACAUCAGGGAAUCGGUGACCAACGUUUUUAAAGUUCAUAAUAUAGAUAAAGUAAUUAAAAGAGACAGUGACAGUUGAAGUUCCUGCAUUGGCUGCCAAACUCCAGGCUUUGAAGCUUCUGCAGUGAGCUCUGACCAGACCAGGAAGUGGCUCAGCCAAUCCGGCUUCUCUCGUAGCUUUACUUGCUGAAUAUAUUUCUAAACCUGUAAACCGGCACGGCUGUCUGGGUGCAGCAGGGUAUCAGGAUUGUACCUGCCUCUCAACAGUGGGAGGUGAACUAAAACUCCCAUCAGACGUGUGUAUUCCCAGCAUGCAUUGAUCUCUCCUCGAUCGGCUGCUUGUAUUGGAGUCAUUGCUCCAUUUUGUAUUCUCAUCAGUAAUCAAGCAGGGCUCUUUGGUUACCUUGUAUAAAAUCAUUGCGGUUAUGGGUAGAUCUAUAGACAAUUGAAAUUUGAAUUGCAAAACAUGGGAAAAAAGAAGUAAUUUUUGGAAAAAUCUUCUAACCUUGCUAUAUUUGCAGCUUGGCUAUUUCUUUUCAAACUAUUUAAUUCCGUUCUUCCCUAUAUCAAAGAACAUUCUGUCCUACCUAUUCACAAUCCCUUACUAUGCUUUUCUGCUCUGUGUCGCCCUCUACUGUUAGAGUGCUAUAGCCGCAGUGUCCCUGGAUUUCUCUAGGUACUGACCAGCACAGGGGUUUCUUAGUUUAUUUAGAACAGGCGCCCAAAAGGUAGAUCCCCAGAUGUUGUAGAACUACAACUCCCAUGAUGCUUUGUAUGCAUUUGGAAUGCAUUUAGAAUGCAUCAUGGUAGCUGUCAUUUUAAAAAAUCUGGGGAUCUACCUUUUGGGCACCCCUAGUUUAGAAUAAGCACUGGGGAAUUUGAUGUGCUCGAUGAUAUCACCUCCACCUCAAGUAAAGUGCCUCCUAUAGGAAAAACAGCCACAUUACAGCAGGUGUAACUGAUUUCUGGAGAUACGACCCUUAGAAUGGAGAUACGACCCUUAGAAUGGAGAUACGACAUUGGAGAUACGACCAUUAGAAUGGAGAUACGACCAUUAGAUUGGAGAUACGAUCAUUAGAAUGGAGAUACGACACUUACAUUGGCGAUACGACCCAGUAGAAUGGAGAUACGACCCUUAGAAUGGAGAUACGACACUUACAUUGGAGAUACGACCCAGUAGAAUGGAGGUACGACCCUUAGAAUGGAGAUACGCCACUUAGAAUGGAGAUACGACCCUUAGAAUGGAGGUACGACCCUUAGAAUGGAGAUACGCCACUUAGAAUGGAGAUACGACCCUUAGAAUGGAGCUCCAGAACUCAGAGUAAGGCCCUGUGUCUGUGCACCCUAAUGAUGGCAAUUUUGUGGGGCAAUCAGCGGCUGGUUUCUGAACUCUCAAUCACUAUAGCGACAAAUCACGAAACAAAAGAAACAGACAAGGUACAAAACAGUUUAAUUUGAUUUGUUUUUCGAAGUUGUGUCCGUGAUGCCAAAAAAUAUAUAUAUGAUUAGUAGAAAUAAGGAAAUUGAUAGUUAGGAGACAGCUUCUAACAGGCUUAUUUACUAACGUGAGAAUUUUACAUUUAAGGCCAGAGCAGCCGAACUGGAAGCAGAACUGAAUAGGAGAAUUGUUCAGAUUCGGCUAUUCUGACCUUACAUUUGAAAUUCACUUUGAAUCCUCUCUUUAGUGAGCAGCUGUUAAUGUUGAUUUUAUUCACCGAUGAGUGAGAAGUUUCCAACAGAGGGAAAGGGCAGCAAUAAAUAAAUCGAGAAUUAUAUAUUAUAUUUAUUUGAUGACAAUAUAUUGAUUUUUACUGCGCCCCCUAUUUUUCUUCUUCUUACCUAAUCUGUGGUAAGCCAAAUGUUAUGAACAUGGACCUAUCCGUGUAAUAUAUAGAUACAUAUAUAAUAUUGAUAUAUUGCAACACACUGAUUGUACUCUGAUUGGUUAAUUACCGCGCUCGUUUGGUUUAGCCGAAUCAUUUUCCCAAAACAAUUCUUUCUGGAUAAAUCUAUUCAGAAUAACCAAAUUUCUUCACCGCGCACAAGUCUAUUGGUAACUUUAUUACAAGUAAUCCCUUGUAUUUCAAUCACGUUGUUUCCAGUAAGGUUGGCAAGUCUCGGCUUUACUGAUUGGCGCCCGUAGCGUCAUUUAUGGCGGCACAUAGAGGGUAACAGGAGAAACAGAUUGAACCCCGAAUGUUCUCCUCAUUCUCCCAAUAUCCGCAUUCAGCGAGUUUGAGAUGAUUUAUUUUAUCCGCUGAAGAUGAAUGUAGGCAGAAGAAGAAUUGGGGCAUGGACUUUGUGUAACCCUCCAAUAAAUGUCUGCUCUUUAGGUUUCAGAAUUCAGGAAAAGUUUAACAUCAGUCAAUGUGUUCUGUGAACCGUACAAUCUGUGAGCAUCCCCCACCCGUGUAAGGUGUACGAAUAGAAAUUAAUUAUAAUUAUAGCGUUGAACUUCCCGCGGCUGGGUAAUAAAGGGAUCUCUGAUGUCUGAGACGGGAGACGAACAAGGUUAAUCUGAUGGCGUGGAGGGGGGGGGGCUUUUCCUGAGGGAGGGGGUACCAUCAUUUCCUUUCUCCAUAUUCAUCAGUCACAGGUAAAGUGAUCUCUGUAACAAUUCUCCAAUUUCUGUUGAAUAAGACCACAUAUCACAACUAGUUUAUUACUAACACAAACAUUGGUUUACUUAUAGCAUUUAUUAACGCUAACAUUAUUUAUUUAGCACCAACAUUAACUGCAGCGCUGUACAACAGGUAAAGCAAGAAAAAUCAUUCAUACAAUACAGAUUCUAUAUAUAGUAAGAUUAUCUGAAGAGGGCCCUUGCCAAACAAGCUUACAAUCUAAAUGGACGAGAUACAAAUUCACAGAGAGAAGCGAGGGAAUCAAAUGAUCUGGGUUUACCUGAAAGGAAGGGGGUGUAUAACUAAACAUGUGUUAUUACUGGUUCUGCCGUCAAUCUGAAGGGGAGACCUGGCUUUGAUCUCAGUACAUUGCGAGGAGUUCUCCAACGUGCGUCACCAUAACACACACAGAGCCACCUGACACAAUAAACAGCCUUGCUCUUUAUCAUUUGGGGAGUACGGAGAUAUUGUGAGCAGACAGCCCAUAAUGUUCCCAAAGUAGCUGAGGUAGAUAAAGAAACUGUCAGUGUAUCAGAGUUGAGGAUUGUAUCUGAAUUCACUAUUUUAUCCUAAAUAAAUAUAACAUUAUUGUCACAUAUUGCCACUGGCUGAUUAGUGGAUAACCCUCAUGCUGUAGUGUCGGAACAAAUUCUUUAACCUCUGUCCUACCUAGGCCUCAUCGCCACAUAUUAGGGCCAACGUGUCCGUCCUGCCCUCUCAAGGCUCUCUAUAAGCUAUUUAAAUGAGUCUCUGGGUAAAUAUUUGGAGAUUCGUAGUUUGUCAAUAAUGAAAUAACAGAUUAAUGGGCUCAGCCGGUGAUCCCACAGGGAGCUUGAUAACCAUCAGGUACUUUUCAUCUGAUCCAAUUACACAGAGAAAUAUCUGAAUAUUCAGAGCCCACUCCAGUCCCCUAUUCAUGUCAUUAUAGCCCCCCUCCUAUUAUUCAUUGAUAGGGAUGGAGGGGAGGUAGGGUCUGACCAGGCAUACAGAGAGCUCAUUAACCACCCAGAAGGGAUGUCUUGCACUGAUUUUUGGCUUUAACCACCUUGUCCACAGCUUGCACCCCUGUUAACGCACUUCAACCCCCACCGCGCAGUCUGCAGUCACUUGGAAACACCAUUUGUCAUCACAUAAUGUUCAUUGAUUGGUUUAGGGCAGACAAAAUAGCCAGGGUUCAUUCUAAUCACAGACCCAACCAUUAUCGCAGAAUCCAAUCAAGGCCAGAACGCGUCAGGUGGCGUUGUGCAGGCCGUGCGUUUUACAAUAAGCACCGUGCGUCUGGCAGAUAUGCAGGGUUAAUCGCUGCAGUGAGAAUUGUUCGUAAUUCAAACUGAAUUUCAAAUUUAAAGUCAAAACAGCUAAACUAGAAGCCUCGCUCACUUGGAGAAUUUGUUCCCCUCUAUUUGUCUUUAAAUUUGAAAUUCACUUUGAAAUCCAGACAAUUCACAUUUUAGCGAAUAACCUGUUUGUUUAUUAACAUAAGGCCGGUGCUUUAUAUGAAAUGUAGGAUAAAUAAAAUCAUACCCUGUGGGGUCGCCCAUUUAUACCCCAUUGCGCACACAGUGUUUCUCAGAGGAAGUUAAUCGGAGGCCGGGGUGCGCUCAUCUCUCACACAGGCCUGAUUGGUUAAUGAGUUAGAUGGCAAAAUGCAAUUUAAUACAUUAUAUCAAUAAUAAGAUCUAAUAUAUGCAGAAACGGUAAAUAAAAUGGCUCAAUUAUGACAGUAACAGUGCAUUUGCUUUAUUCCCAGCUCCUCUCAGAAGAAGCGGAAAACAGGAGCUCCAUUGAGAAGCUGGACGGGGAGCGCGUUCACGGACUUCGGCACAUUAGGGCCCUGGAGGUCAGGCUGGAGGUCAGUGUCUGUCAUUUUCUGAUAAUUAUCCAACAAAGGGCCCAUUAUGGUCUUCACAUGGAGACUGUCAUUUAAUUUCCUCUGACAUAAAAUAAUAUGGAGAAUUGUGUUUGGUAAGAGGCGGCGCUGAGACUAACAAUCCCAGCAUUGAAAUUCCGGGUUUCCUGUUCUUUACAGAAUAAAGGACACGUCCCAGGAUCCAGUGAGCAAAUCUCCAAACUCACAGGAUUUCGUAGCCGAAAACCAAACACAAAGUGUAGAACAAGGCACUUGUAAAUAAUACUCCCGCCAGCUGCCAGAGGUUCUAAUUCAGGCGUUUAUUCACUAAACUGAGGAGGUUUAAAAACUUGGAAACUUGUGGAAAUCUUAACCCAGAUUAGCCAAGCUUCUAAUGACUUAGAAUAGCCAGAGUUACAUGUCCCAGGCUAACUGUGAGUGUAAGAACGUGGAUAUAUUACCCGUAUUAUGUCUGGCAGGAAUACCACCCGAGUAUACAGCGCUUUAUAAUUAAAAUAAAUUAUAUGACUUAAUGAAUAAUAAUUAAAGGACCACUCUAGGCACCCAGACCAUUUCAGCUUAAUGAAGUGGUCUGGGUGCCAGGUCCUUCUAGGGUUAACCCAUUUUUUCAUAAACAUAGCAGUUUCAGAGAAACUGCUAUGUUUAUCAAUGAGUUAAGCCUUCCCCCUAAUCCUCUAGUGGCUGUCUCAUUGACAGCCACUAGAGGCGCUUGCGUGCUUCUCACUGUGAUUUUCACAGUGAGAGCACGCAAGCGUCCAUAGGAAAGCAUUAUGAAUGCUUUCCUAUGCGACCGGCUGAAUGCGUGCGCAGCUCUUGCCGCGCGUGCGCAUUCAGCCGACGGGGAGGAGAGAAGGAGGAUCGAAGGAGGAGAGCUCCCCGCCCAGCGCUGGAAAAAAAGGUAAGCUUUAACCCUUUCCUCGCCAUCCAGCCUGGCGGGAGGGGGACCCUGAGGGUGGGGGCACACCCUCAGGGCACUAUAGUGCCAGGAAAACGAGUAUGUUUUCCUGGCACUAUAGUGGUCCUUUAAAGACAGUCUGCCUCUGAUGCAGCUUGUGCUGUAACUCCUAUCACCCUCAGGUAGGCUGCUUACUGACUGGCAGUCACAUUGGCACAAACCUGCCCAAGUGGCAGCUUCUCCCAGACGCCCUCUGUGGCCAGGUGUGGUAUUACAGGAAAUAAAAAUUGUAUCUAUGGGAGAGUAUUAAUUUACAUUCAUUUAGGACAGAAUUGUCAAGUUGAGAAAAUUCUGUAACGCAGUAAUUUUUCUAAACUUUUUUAGCUGAUGCAACAUUGAUUACUGUGCGUUAACUAAAAGCAAUGUGUUAUUACAAUGUCCCAAAUUCUUUAAUUCCGAGGUCCCAAUCGAGUCCUGAACUCUUCUUAGACAAUGGCAGAUCAAGGCAUUAAUCUACUUUAUAACUCUGCAUAUACACAGCUUGUCAUACAUGGGACAGCAUGUAUUGUGUAUAUAUAUAUAUGUAAGAUGUUUAUAUAUAUUAUGUAUAUAUUAUAUAUUAUGUUUAUGUAUGUAUUGUGUUUAUAUAUAUUAUGUAUAUAUUAUAUAUUAUGUUUAUGUAUGUAUUGUGUUUAUAUAUAUUAUGUAUAUAUUAUAUAUUAUGUUUAUGUAUGUAUUGUGUUUAUAUAUAUAUAUUAUGUAUAUAUUAUAUAUUAUGUUUAUGUAUGUAUUGUGUUUAUAUAUAUUAUGUAUAUAUUAUAUAUUAUGUUUAUGUAUGUAUUGUGUUUAUAUAUAUUAUGUAUAUAUUAUAUAUUAUGUUUAUGUAUGUAUUGUGUUUAUAUAUAUAUAUUAUGUAUAUAUUAUAUAUUAUGUUUAUGUAUGUAUUGUGUUUAUAUAUAUUAUGUAUAUAUUAUAUAUUAUGUUUAUGUAUGUAUUGUGUUUAUAUAUAUUAUGUAGAUAUUAUAUAUUAUGUUUAUGUAUGUAUUGUGUUUAUAUAUAUUAUGUAUAUAUUAUAUAUUAUGUUUAUGUAUGUAUUGUGUUUAUAUAUAUAUAUAUUAUGUAUAUAUUAUAUAUUAUGUUUAUGUAUAUAUUGUGUAUAUAUUAGGUUUAAACAAAUAUAGGUAGUGCUGGCACUCUAUCACGUAAUGGUGCAGGUAUUAGAGGUUCAUCCCCAAUAUAACCUCAUAAUAUAAUACAAAAAAUAUAAAUAUUAGUACCGCACUCGCAUGCAUUAACUAUGAAUUUAUGGAGAGAUCAUUAAUUUGCUACAAUAGAUCUUUUUCUAUUUGCAUGAAUUACACACAACUAGUGUACAAUAAAUGAAUUUUUUUCUUGCAUACUUACAUAUUGAUUUUUCUCAUUUUUUCUUUAUACAUGCAUAGUUAAUGCAUGCGAGUGCAGUAUUAAUAUUUAUAUUUUUUGUAUAUAUUAUGUUUAUAUUCUGUUUAUAUAUAUAUUAUGUAUGUGUUAUGUUUAUAUAUAUAGUAUGUAUUGUGUGUGUAUAUAUAGUAUGUACAUAUUAUGUUUAUAUUAUGUAUGUAUUAUGUUUAUAUAUAUAUAGUAUGUAUUGUGUGUGUAUAUAUAGUAUGUAUGUAUUAUGUUUAUAUAUAUAUAUUAUGUAUGUAUUUAAAUAUAAAUAUGUACGGUGAGUGUUACAAUAUAAAAUAAUUGUUAAACAGGUUAAUGUCCGGUUUACCUGCUCGGCGGACGCACAGUUGGUUAAUCAUAUUUCGGCUGUAACAGCCUUUAAUCACGUUACAGGAUCCUGAUAGAGCAGAAAGUGCAUUGUGUAACAGCUCCAAUGGGAGUCGAAUUUAUUUUAGCAAAAAACUGGGUUUUUCAUGGAGCUGUUGCGAUGGCCUGAAUAAUCAGCAGUUAAGAGCCGUCUGGAACAGAAACUAACUAAUUGUCUACCGCCAUAGCCACACAACCAUAAAAAACAUUAUUCAAACAAAACACAAAUGCUGGGGAUCCCCAGAACCCCCUGAGUGCUCCAAAAAUGUGAGUACCCCUCCCUCAAGCAAUGCACAGGGGGCACGGGAUCUGAAAAAAUACCCCUUCUCCAGAAAGUACACAGAUUGGCAGUGAGUGAUUACUCAUUUUAAGUCGUCUUGUAUUUGUCCAUUGACUUGGAGCAUUAUUUAACGUAAGGUACCAUCUGGUUCUCUAGAGUGUAAGCUCUUUUGAGCAAGGUCCUCAUUAACCUAUUGUUCCUGUAACAUUUUGUUAUUGUCUCAUUUAUUGUUAAAUUCCCCCCCUUUAUAAAACUGCGGAAUAAGCUGCGCUAUAUAAAUACCAAUAAUAAUAAUAAUAAUAAUAAUAUAGUACUGGAAGGCUGAGUUCACUUCUUGCACAUGCUGAGUCAGGGUACGAUAGCCAGACCUACCCUCUUUGGUCAAAAAAAUCACUUACCUGGUUCACAAUUUGAAGGCCUGGUCAGGCUAGCUCCUCAUGUCUUGCAUGGUUGUUGGUUGGAUAAGCUGUGCGUGUGACCAUGGAGUCCUUAAAUAUGGCCGCCCCCACAGAGCAGGGCUAAGUCAGUGGGUGCUCUAAACCAAGGUAUUUAUUUAUAUGUUUGCAUUAUAUUACAUAAAAAAAUUAAUAAGUAUUUGUUACCCUACGCCAACCUCUGAAUGACGAUUCCAUUAUUUUUAGGCGAAUGGCGAUGCCAUUUCUAUCGUCACCACCAUGUAGUUUGUAAGCUCACAAGAUCAGGGUCCUCAAUCCUUCUCUGCCACUUUGUAGCUCUGUGUUAGCUGCAUUAAUAGUAUUGGUAGCCUUAGUAAUAAGUGAUAAUACUCUGUCCCCCAUCAUACAGUACGUCUGAUCCAUACUUUAUGGCGAGAUGUAAGUCAUCCUUUUAUCACUGUGUUAAUAAAUGUUUUAGUUUUAAUCCGUGCAGUUAGUGAGGCUCGCAGAGUGCAGUCUAGCUCAAUGUGUACGAUUUGCUGUGUUACUGCAGUGCAGCCCAGUGAAUCUAACGCCACAGAGUCUGCAGGAAUCAGCCACAUGCUCAAAUCAGUCUGCACCUAUUUACAGUAAUAACUUCAAGUAUGUGGAUAGAGCGCAGUAA
Molecule: messenger RNA, 21673 nt
Organism: Pelobates cultripes (western spadefoot toad)
Lineage: Eukaryota; Metazoa; Chordata; Amphibia; Anura; Pelobatidae
Source: the annotation of a GenBank genome assembly